Leptidea sinapis is the source of this 3315-nucleotide messenger RNA. RefSeq names its product striatin-interacting protein 1 (gene Strip). NCBI's taxonomy places the organism in Eukaryota, Metazoa, Arthropoda, Insecta, Lepidoptera, Pieridae. The transcript has a single exon. Bases 182 to 2656 code for a protein of 824 amino acids. The record is from RefSeq and is a predicted model, not a curated record. Gene Ontology annotation, biological process: cytoskeleton organization. Gene Ontology annotation, cellular component: cytosol.
UGAAGCUAAAAAAAAUUGCGAAAUCAUAAAAGUAUAUUUUUGGGAUUUCAUGAAUCCUGCUGAUAUUCCUAUCCUUUCUUAUUCCCUUCAUACCACAAAUGUAAAUUUUGAAAAUGUUUUGUUUUGAUCUGAGUUUAAACAAAGUCUAGUUUAUUUAUAAAAUAUAACUGGUAGUCUGGUAAUGGGAACAAACGGCAACGGACGCCGAGGCGGCGCACCUGAUGAUAAUCGACGCGCAAAAUUGUCCGCAUUUCGACGCCCAAUGGAAGAAGGUGAUUGUGCUAACGACAUGGAAAGCCCUGAACUGGAUUUUGUUUAUGAUGAUUGUGAUACUCAAGCGAAUGAAAUAGCGGAACUAUAUAGCUAUACCGAGCAUCCUGAGUUUCAAUUAAAUGUGAAGGCUUUUGAAGAUAUUAUGGAACUGCUUAAUUUUCCACCUAGUUGGCAGAGACUCACUGAAAACCAACGUCGAGAUGUUAUCCUGACAUUGAUGGAUCACUUGGAUAUUGCAGAUAGUGAAAUAAGAAUGAGAGGCACACGCUGUAUAUUAUAUUUGGCACAAGGAUGCUGGGCUGAGAUGCAAUCUGAUGCUGAGCAAGCUCAUUGGGCACGAAUUAAUAUUUUCAUGCUAUAUGAAUUGGGUGUGUUUUCAGCAUUUGUUGAAUUAUUGAAUCUCGAAGUUGUUAGAAAUAGUUCUACAGUUGCUUCAAGAAAACUUACAGAAUCGUUAGCUGAUUCUACAAACUUGAGAGUAAUUUUAUCAGUACUUUAUUUGAUAACAGAGCAUAUGAGAACAGAAAAAGAGAAUAAAAAUUCAGAGUACUCAAAUUUAGUACAAUUAUUUAAAGAGGAAUUGGGAACUCCAUUUGGUGAUGAAAUAUUACCUGUUAAGUUAUUAAGUAUGGUAACUCAUCUUUGUGCAGGAACUAGUCCACAUUUCCCUAUGAAAAAAGUAUUAUUAUUGUUAUGGAAAAUUUUGUUAGUGUACCUAGGAGGCUCUAAAGAAUUGAAAGAAAAGAAAGCAGUACUAAGAGAAAAAUUUGGCUUGCCUCCAGUUACAGAGGAUACCCUUGAAAUUAUUAAAGGUAUGAGGGCAAGUUCUCCACCUCCAAGUGCAGUUGAUAUGCUAGAAAAUCAAAACCCAGGUCAGAGAAAGCUGAAAGAAAAUGAAAGAUCACUCAGAAGGCAAACAUUCAUGAAACAAACCUCCCUUGAUGAGUCAGAUGAGCAAAUUUAUGAUAAAGAAGAAACUAGCAAUGGAUCUGAAGAUUAUCCGAUGGAGUUCCAGUCAAUGCCAUUAGAAGGUGCACAGAACUCUGCCACUAAUGAUAAUUGUACUUAUGAUGUGUACUUUAAAGAGUUUGAUAGUCCUCCACCACCACCCCCACAGCCUAGAAGUCUGCCAUGGCAAUCAAAAGUACGACAGAAGGAUAUAGAUAACUUCUUAGACAAUGUGAGAAUCAAAUUUGUUGGGUAUUCAUUACCUGGUGACAGAGUGACAGUUGCUGGUUUACCUCAGCCUAUUCACGAGGGUAUUGCAAUUUUAAAAAAACAUAUGUAUACAAGUCUGUCUGAAAUUCAACUGGAAAGGGAAAUGGAGAUAGCUAGAAGGCCACUCACAAAGGGAGAGAAGGAUGUUGAACAAAAUGAAACAGAAAUUUUGUAUAGAGCACUGGUCCCUCACCUGCCCCAGUACAUGAUAGCUCUGUUAAAAAUAUUGCUUGCUGCUGCACCUACAUCAACUGCAAAAUCAUUUUCUAUGAAUAUAAUGGCAGAUUUAUUGCCAGAAGAGAUGCCUAUGACUAUGCUCCAGUCCCUCAAACUAGGGAUUGAUGUGAACCGGCAUAAAGAGAUAAUUGUAAAAGCAGUCACAGCUACCCUUCUACUAUUAUUGAAGCAUUUCAAACUUAAUCAUGUCUAUCAGUUUGAAUUCAUGUCACAACAUUUAGUUUUUGCCAACUGCAUGCCUCUUGUUCUAAAAUUCUUUAACCAGAACAUCUUGUCAUAUGUUGGAGCAAGAAAUACAAUACCAAUAUUUGAUUUUCCUGCAUGUGUUAUCGGAGAGCAACCAGAGUUGACUAAAGAAUGCUUAGACAUUGGAGAUUCAUCUGUACCAUAUUCAUGGAGAAAUGUUUUUUCCUGUAUUAAUCUCUUGCGGAUUUUGAAUAAACUAACAAAAUGGAAAAACGCAAGAAUAAUGAUGCUAGUUGUGUUUAAAAGUGCACCAAUAUUAAAGCGCACAUUGAAGGUAAGACACGCCCUCAUGCAGUUUUAUGUGUUGAAGCUUUUGAAGAUGCAAACUAAAUAUUUGGGUAGACAAUGGCGUAAAACAAAUAUGAAAACUAUUAGUGCAAUUUAUUCAAAAGUACGUCACAGACUAAAUGAUGACUGGGCAUUUGGGAACGAUGUAGAUGUGCGCCCAUGGGACUUCCAAGAUGAAGAAUGUGCAUUAAGGAAUAGUGUUGAUCGUUUUAAUCAGCGACGUUAUGGAAAUGGUACAUUUGACAUAGACUUGCAACCAGUAGAUACAGAUAUUAACAGUGUGUUGGAUAUAAUUAUUGAUUUGGAUGAAGAAUUUAAAGAUAACUAUGAGCUUUGGCUGGAUCAAGAGGUGUACCAUAAUGAAAUAAACUGGGACGUACUUCUGUCAAGCUAAAUGUUACAAUGUUAAGAAUGUGUCAUUAAUUUAAAUAAAACAGUUUUAAAAGGUGCAUAAAUAUAACUGAACAUUCACAUUAAUUAUUUGGUAACAUUAUAUGAUCUAUUAGGUCGUCUUGUUAGUGUUGAUGUUAAAACAUACCACUUAAUUCUUAAAAAAUAUUCUUUUUAAAAGUGUCAUUCUUGGAUUAGUCAAAAAGUUUAUAUUGUAUUAAUUUUGUUUCAAGGUUUUGAAGAGUCAUAAUUGCACGCCCACGAACAAUAUUUGAUAGUUUUGGUUCAUGAAAUUUUUAAUUGAGAGGACCCAUCUCUUUCAAAUUCAUGUCGCCUGAGGGUAUAAUAUUUAUAUGAGAUUAAUACUUUUAUAGAAUUUCUUUCCAGUGACAAAUGUACUUUUUACAUUAAUUAUCUUUAAAGAAAAUUAAAAUAAAAUUGAUUUUAGUGAUGUAGUCAAGUAGAAUAAAAUAAAUUAAGAUUUCCAUGUAGAUUUGUGAACCUAUAUGUAUUGUAAUUCACACAUGUAGAGAUUUUAAAAUGUGAAUAAAAUUUGUUGUUUUAAAUUCAUAUGACACUAAAUUUUCAAUUUGGCUCAUUCAUUGAAUUAUAUUAUGUUAAAUUUUACUUGUAACUGAAUAAUAUAUAUUAACUAUACAUAAA